Molecule: messenger RNA, 1746 nt
Organism: Meira miltonrushii
Lineage: Eukaryota; Fungi; Basidiomycota; Exobasidiomycetes; Exobasidiales; Brachybasidiaceae
Product: lysyl-tRNA synthetase
Exons: 1
Coding region: 1-1746 (581 amino acids)
Biological process (GO): lysyl-tRNA aminoacylation
Cellular component (GO): cytosol; cytoplasm
Molecular function (GO): lysine-tRNA ligase activity; tRNA binding; ATP binding
Source: RefSeq, a predicted model, not a curated record
AUGGCUGACGCAACAGAAGCCAAUCUCCAUUUGGACGAUGUGACGGGAGAGAUGGUUAGCAAGUCAGAAUUAAAGAAACGCAAAAAGCAACGUGAGCGAGAUGCCGAAAAAGCAGCAAAAGCAGCUGCAGCACCACCAAAGCCACAAGCAGCAGCAGGUGCAUCUUCUUCCGGUUUAAACGAAGAUGAUAUCUCACCAAAUCAAUACUUUGAAUUACGUUCUCGUGCAAUUCAAAAAUUACGUGAAACCCGUGAUCCUGAUCCAUACCCUCACAAAUUUCACGUCACUCUCAGUCUGACUGACUUUAUCGAAAAGUAUCAAGAUAAGACCACAAACGGAGAAAAGCUAGCAAACGAAAAGCCAAUCUCUUUGGCAGGUCGUAUUCACAACAUGCGUUCAGCAAGUAGCAAACUUCGAUUCUACGAUUUGUGGGGAGAAGGUGUUCGUGUUCAAAUCACUGCAUCUUUGCAAGAUCAUACCGAUGGUGAUUUCUUGGCCGCACAUAAUUUAUUGCAACGUGGUGAUAUUGUCGGUGUGACGGGUGUUCCUGGUAAGACCAAAACUGGAGAAUUAUCAAUCUUCCCACAAUCCAUUCAACUACUUUCGCCAAACUUGCACAUGUUACCAAAAGCAUCAGCAGGUGGUUUCACCGAUCAAGAACAACGUCACCGUAAGAGAUACCUGGAUUUGAUCAUGAACAACAACGUUCGUGAGACAUUUGUUAAGCGUGCAAAGAUUAUCAGUUAUAUCAGAAGAUUUUUGGACAAUCUUGGUUUCUUGGAAGUUGAAACACCAAUGAUGAACAUGAUCGCUGGUGGUGCAACUGCUAAGCCUUUCGUCACCCAUCACAAUGAUUUGAAAAUGGACCUUUUCAUGCGUAUUGCCCCGGAACUUUAUCUCAAGGAAUUGGUCGUUGGUGGUCUAGACCGUGUCUAUGAAAUCGGACGUGUGUUCCGUAACGAAGGUAUCGAUAUGACCCACAACCCUGAAUUCUCUAUUUGUGAAUUCUAUAUGGCUUAUGCUGAUAUGUACGACCUUAUGGAUAUCACCGAAAGCAUGAUCAGCGGAUUGGUCAAGGCUGUCACAGGUGGCUACAAGAUCAAAUAUCACCCUGAUGGUAAGGAUGUCGAAGGUGGACGUGAAUAUGAGAUCGACUUUAGCACUCCAUGGAAGCGAUUUGACAUGAUGAAGGAGUUGGAGGCCAAAUUGGGAGCUAAGUUGCCCGCUGCCAACCAAUUACACACUGAAGAAGCACGCAAGGUUCUUUCAGACCUGGCUGCUAAGCAUAAUGUCGAUUGCCCAGAGCCAAGAACGAGUUCCCGUUUGAUCGAUAAAAUGGUUGGUGAAUUUAUCGAAGUUCAAUGCAUCAACCCAAGCUUCAUCGUUGGUCAUCCUCAAGUUAUGAGUCCUUUGGCUAAACGUCAUCGUGAGAUUGAAGGAUUAUGUGAACGUUUUGAAGUGUUUGUUGCUACAAAGGAAAUUUGCAAUUCGUACACCGAAUUAAACGAUCCAUUCGAUCAACGUGAAAGAUUUGAAGAACAAGCAAAUCAAAAAGCACAAGGAGAUGAUGAAGCACAAGCGAUCGAUCAUGUCUUUUUGGAUGCGAUGGAACAUGGUUUACCACCAACGGGUGGAUGGGGAUUGGGUAUUGAUCGUUUGGUGAUGUUCUUGACAGAUUCAAACACUAUCAAAGAAGUUUUGGCUUUCCCUGCCAAUAAGCCAUUGCCAAGUGAAGUUAAGAAGUAA